AUGUCACUACUCUUUCUCAAAUGUGCACUAAUCGCACUAGUCUAUCAUGGAAGUUAUGUGUACGCGGCGCGAUCUCCACGUCCGGGAACUUACUUUCAUCUUGCUCUCGGUAUUAACCGCAGUAAUGUGUACUUCAAUCGAUUGGAGAAGGUAGGUUGUGUGGGAGCCGCAUCAUUGUUUACAUCAUCACAGGAGCUAGACAACUUCAGAAAAGAUCCACCGCCGAAUUGCAGUGUAGAGGUAUUCGGCCCACGUAAAGAAAUAUGGAUCGUAACUUGGACUGGGUUACCUGGAACUGUAUAUGAGGGCGAGAAAUAUCGACUCAAAAUACUAUUCCCCAAGGAGUACCCAUUUAAGCCACCGGUGGUCUACUUUUUACAACCAGCGCCAGUACACGCUCACGUCUACUCUAACGGGGAUAUAUGUCUGAGCAGUCUGCGAGCAGACUAUUUACCCACAGCAUCGAUAACGAGUUUUGUUCUCAGUAUCAUAUCGAUGCUGUCAACUGCUAAGGAGAAAAGGUUGCCGAUCGACAAUCACUUACGUAAGUGGAUGUGUCACGUACACAAUGAACUUUCAGACGCGGAGUUGCCACCUGGAUCGGCGGACGCUAGAUAUCUAUAUCACGAUGACAAAUGUUAA
Messenger RNA from Babesia sp. Xinjiang, 642 nucleotides. RefSeq names its product Ubiquitin-conjugating enzyme E2 W. Bases 1 to 642 code for a protein of 213 amino acids. Lineage: Eukaryota; Apicomplexa; Aconoidasida; Piroplasmida; Babesiidae. The transcript has 2 exons. The record is from RefSeq and is a predicted model, not a curated record.